AUGUCCGAGCACAAGAUCAUACUGGAAGAGCAGCUGCAUGAUAGACUGGUCUCUGUGGUGGGGUCUACGGCAAAGAAACGGGAUGAGCUGCAUGUGUUUCUUGGGGGCGCUCGGCCCAGUGUCUAUCGCCUGUCGCGGCGUCAUCUUUUGAUGUUUCUUCUCAUCUGUGGCAGCUCCCUGACUUUGCUUUACGCCUACUGGGAUGUCAUGAUGCUCAGUGCAAUGGGUGCGGGAAGUGAUCUGGAGCCAAAAAUGUCCGCCGGCGAGCCGCUGGCAUUGAAACUGGAGAAGGAGGUGCGUGUGCUCUGCUGGGUGCUGACCACGCCCAAGUAUCACAAAACUCGGGCGGUGCACAUACAGCGCACUUGGGGCAAGAGAUGCAAUAAAAUCUACUUCAUGACCUCGGAGCCAGAUGAUGAGCUGGAGACCAUUGUGCUGACCAAGCCGGACAAGUACGAGGUUCUCUGGGGCAAGACAAAGGAGGCAUUCACCUACAUCUACGAGAACAAACUGGACGAGGCGGAUUGGUUCAUGAAGGCCGACGAUGACACAUAUGUAUUUGUGGAGAAUCUGCGCCACAUGCUUUAUCCUUACUCUCCGGACAUGCCCAUUCACUUUGGGUUCAACUACAAGCUUUUCAGCAGCCAGGAAAAGAAUGCAUCGUACAUGUCUGGGGGCAGCGGCUAUGUGCUCAGCCGAGAGGCGCUGCGUUUAUUUGUGCACGGCCUGAAUGACAGCAGCAAGUGCCGGCAGGAGGACGAUCAUGCCGAGGAUGUGGAGGCGGGCGCUUGCCUCUUUCACUUGGGCGUGCCCGCGGGCGAUUCGCGCGACUCAAAGCUGCGCAAUCGCUUCUAUCCGCUGGCGCCAUACUCCCAACUUCUCUCCAAAUACAAUGGCAUGGACUUCUGGCUUUUCAAAUACGCCUAUUACAAUCCGCGAGCGUGCAUGGACUGCCUUUCUAACUAUCCGGUGGCCUUUCAUUAUGUGGCGCCUGAGGAACUCUAUGAGUACGACUACCUGAACUAUCAGUUUGAGCUCUUCGGGCGCACUCCGGUGGUGGAGCAUCUGCCGGAAAAGAUUGCACCCGGCCAGCUCUCUAUACCCAUAUCCGACAAUAGGUAAUAUAGGUUGACCUUU
Drosophila novamexicana is the source of this 1137-nucleotide messenger RNA. Its product is annotated as glycoprotein-N-acetylgalactosamine 3-beta-galactosyltransferase 1. Gene Ontology annotation, cellular component: membrane. NCBI's taxonomy places the organism in Eukaryota, Metazoa, Arthropoda, Insecta, Diptera, Drosophilidae. Gene Ontology annotation, molecular function: N-acetylgalactosaminide beta-1,3-galactosyltransferase activity. Bases 1 to 1122 code for a protein of 373 amino acids. The transcript is spliced from 4 exons. The record is from RefSeq and is a predicted model, not a curated record.